AUGUCCGGUGUGUCCGGUGUGUCCGGUAUGUCCGAUGUAUCCGGUGUGUUCGGUGUGUCCGGUGUGUCCGGUGUGUCCGGUGUGUUCGGUGUGUCCGAUGUGUCCAGUGUGUUCGGUGUGUCCGGUGUGUUCGGUGUGUUCGGUGUGUCCGGUGUGUCCAGUGUGUUCGGUAUGUCCGGUGUGUCCGGUGUGUCCGGUAUGUCCGAUGUAUCCGGUGUGUUCGGUGUGUCCGGUGUGUCCGGUGUGUCCGGUGUGUUCGGUGUGUCCGAUGUGUCCGGUGUGUUCGGUGUGUCCGGUGUGUUCGGUGUGUCCGGUGUGUCCAGUGUGUUCGGUGUGUCCGGUGUGUCCGGUAUGUCCGAUGUAUCCGGUGUGUUCGGUGUGUCCGGUGUGUCCAGUGUGUUCGGUAUGUCCGGUGUGUCCGGUGUGUCCGGUAUGUCCGAUGUAUCCGGUGUGUUCGGUGUGUCCGGUGUGUCCGGUGUGUCCAGUGUGUUCGGUGUGUCCGAUGUGUCCGGUGUGUUCGGUGUGUCCGGUGUGUUCGGUGUGUCCGGUGUGUCCAGUGUGUUCGGUGUGUCCGGUGUGUCCGGUAUGUCCGAUGUAUCCGGUGUGUUCGGUGUGUCCGGUGUGUCCGAUGUGUCCGGUGUGUUCGGUGUGUCCGGUGUGUUCGGUGUGUCCGGUGUGUUCAAUGUGUCCGAUGUUUCCGGUAUGUUCGAUGUGUCUGGUGUGUUCAGUGCGUCCGAUGUGUCUGGUGUGUUCGGUGUUUCCGAUGUGUCCGGUGUGUUCGGUGCGUCCGAUUUGUCCGGUGUGUUCGGUGUUUCCGAUGUGUCCGGUGUGUUCGGUGUGUCCGGUGUGUUCGGUGUGUUCGGUGUGUCCGGUGUGUCCGAUGUGUUCGGUGUGUCCGAUGUGUUCGGUGUGUUCAAUGUGUCCGAUGUGUCCGGUGUGUUCGAUGUGUCCGGUGUGUUUAGUGCGUCCGAUGUGUCCGGUGUGUUCGGUGUUUCCGAUGUGUCUGGUGUGUUCGGUGUGUCCGGUGUGUUCGGUGUAUCCGGUGUGUCCGGUGUGUCCGAUGUGUCCGGUGUGUCCGAUGUGUUCGCUGUGUUCAAUGUGUCCGAUGUGUCCGGUGUGUUCGGUGUGCCCGGUUUGCCCGGUGUAUCCGGUGUGUCCGGUGUGUUCGAUAUGUUCUGUGUGUUCGGUGUGUCCGGUGUGUCCGAUGUGUCCGAUGUGUCCGAUGUGUCCGGUGUGUCCGGUGUGUUCAGUGUGUUCGAUAUGUUCUGUGUGUUCGGUGUGUCCGGUGUGUCCGAUGUGUCCGAUGUGUCCGAUGUGUCCGGUGUAUCCGGUGUGUCCGGUGUGUUCGAUAUGUUCUGUGUGUUCGGUGUGUCCGGUGUGUCCGAUGUGUCCGAUGUGUCCGGUGUGUCCGGUGUGUCCGAUGUGUCCGGUGUGUUCGGUGUGUCCGACGUGUCCGGUGUGUCCUGUGUGUCCGGUGUGUUCGGUGUGUCCGGUGUGUUCGGUGUGUCCGGUGUGUUCGCAUUGUAA
Messenger RNA from Haliotis rufescens (red abalone), 1527 nucleotides. Its product is annotated as collagen alpha-2(IV) chain-like. The transcript has a single exon. The record is from RefSeq and is a predicted model, not a curated record. Lineage: Eukaryota; Metazoa; Mollusca; Gastropoda; Lepetellida; Haliotidae. Bases 1 to 1527 code for a protein of 508 amino acids.